Molecule: messenger RNA, 285 nt
Organism: Perkinsus marinus ATCC 50983
Lineage: Eukaryota; Perkinsozoa; Perkinsida; Perkinsidae
Exons: 1
Source: RefSeq, a predicted model, not a curated record
GCGCGCGGUAGUUCGGUUUUGCGAGGGGACGGAGGAGCUCCCUAUGAGAGUAACGGAAGAGAGUCUCGUCGAUUGGCUGGGCUUGCCAACCUACCCUGGAAAUCGUUGGACACGUGGUAUCUCUCCCUCGAGUGCAUCGGUGGUUGGUUUGGGAUGGACCGAGGCCGGCGGGACGAUGCUGGAAGUAGAGUGCCUGCCGAGCUCAGAGUGGUUGAUAACGGGGCAGGUGGGAGUGACGCUGCAGGAGACUGUCAGGAUAGCGGCAAGUUGGAGCAAGAUCACUAA